AUGACCUGUAGGACAUCCAGCCCUCCUCACACCAGGACUCAGUACCGCCACUUCAUCUACCGCUACAUCUGCCACUACACCUGCUGCUACUACCCAUACACAUACUGCUACACCUACCACUACACCUACAGCUUCAUCUACCGCUACACCUACAGCUUCAUCUACCGCUACACCUACUGCUUCAUCCACCGCUACACCUACAGCUUCAUCUACCGAUACACCUACAGCUUCAUCUACCACUACACCUACAGCUUCAUCUACCGCUACACCUACUGCUUCAUCUACCGCUACAUCUACAGCUUCAUCUACCGCUACACCUGCCGCUACUACUGCUACACCUACCACUACACCUACAUCUUCAUCUACCGCUACACCUACCGCUUCAUCUACCGAUACAACUACAGCUUCAUCUACCGCUACACCUGUCGCUACUACCAAUACACCUACUGCUACACCUACCACUACACCUACAGCUUCAUCUACCGCUACACCUGCCGCUACUACCAAUACACCUACCACUACACCUACAUCUUCAUCUACCGCUACACCUACCGCUUCAUCUACCGAUACAACUACAGCUUCAUCUACCACUACACCUACAGCUUCAUCUACCGAUACACCUACAGCUUCAUCUACCACUACACCUACAGCUUCAUCUACCGCUACACCUACAGCUUCAUCUACCGCUACAUCUACAGCUUCAUCUACCGCUACACCUACCGCUACAUCUACAGCUUCAUCUACCUCUACACCUACAGCUUCAUCUACCGCUACACCUACAGCUUCAUCUACCGCUACACCUACUGCUUUAUCUACCGCUACACCUACAGCUUCAUCUACCGAUACACCUACAGCUUCAUCUACCACUACACCUACAGCUUCAUCUACCGCUACAUCUACAGCUUCAUCUACCACUACACCUACAGCUUCAUCUACCGCUACACCUACAGCUUCAUCCACCGCUACACCUACAGCUUUAUCUACCGCUACACCUACAGCUUCAUCUACCGAUACACCUACAGCUUCAUCUACCACUACACCUACAGCUUCAUCUACCGCUACAUCUACAGCUUCAUCUACCGCUACACCUGCCGCUACUACUGCUACACCUACCACUACACCUACAUCUUCAUCUACCGCUUCAUCUACCGAUACAACUACAGCUUCAUCUACCGCUACACCUGCCGCUACUACCAAUACACCUACUGCUACACCUACCACUACACCUACAGCUUCAUCUACCGCUACACCUACAACUUCAUCUACCGCUACACCUACCACUACACCUAUCGCUAG
Messenger RNA from Pseudophryne corroboree (corroboree frog), 1296 nucleotides. Its product is annotated as cGMP-specific 3',5'-cyclic phosphodiesterase alpha. Lineage: Eukaryota; Metazoa; Chordata; Amphibia; Anura; Myobatrachidae. The record is from RefSeq and is a predicted model, not a curated record. The transcript is spliced from 2 exons. The coding region runs from base 1 to 1296 and encodes 431 amino acids.